AUGUCUUCUUUCGAUUCUUAUAACGCGAAGACCACUAGCAUCAGCUAUCCAUGGCCAGCAGAGGUCAAUGGCAUCGAGCGAAUCGCUCUUUCCGCACAGGGCGACCUACAACGUGUCUUGAGUGCAUUUUUUGCUCGACCCAUCGUGAUAGCUCUUGUGUACUCGGAAACCACUCGUCAGAAGAGUUUGCAGUCGCCUAUGGAGCCAGUACAAACACCUACUGAGGCUAUCAUCCAGUCUGCUUCUCCAGAGUCGCCUAUCACGCAGACCCGACAAGUUCACCUUCAGUGCGCAGGGAAGAUCGUUUGCACUGCGACAUCGACUGUCCGGAUCACAUCUCCCGACUGUGCCCGGCUUUUCCUCCAGGAGAAGUAUGCCAUUGGCCAAAUGUUCAGGCGCCUCGAGAAGGUCCCAGCAUUUGAGCUGCUCUCUGUCGCACUAGGGCCUGUCAAAGGCGAAAGGCAACCUUCCUCAAGCUUCACUGUCAGCAAAGAUGACUCUAAACAGCUCUGGAGAAAGUAUACACUCGUGAUCCCUAAUUUCGAGUGCGAGAUCUUGGAAGUUUUCCCCUCUCGCGAAAUGUUUUUGAGAGGCGAAAAUUGGCUUACAGGCACCCGAGCUGAUUCUAUUCCUGAACUCGGAGGCAUCGUUGCUACCAAGGUGGAUGGAAAUAGUCCUAUGGUGUUCAAACAGAGCCUUAGCUUGGUUCUUGCUGCCGGGUUUCUUAUUAUGCUUAUCUUCGAAGUCUCUAUCUAUGCUGGUGGCCGAUCUAGGUUUUGCUAG
Molecule: messenger RNA, 783 nt
Organism: Psilocybe cubensis
Lineage: Eukaryota; Fungi; Basidiomycota; Agaricomycetes; Agaricales; Agrocybaceae
Exons: 3
Coding region: 1-783 (260 amino acids)
Source: RefSeq, a predicted model, not a curated record